AGUCACUAAGGUUGUGUCAUGGACCCUUCUCUUAGGAAAGAUAACCAUACAAUCAACUUCCUUUCCCCUGUUUGCCUUGAAAUACCACUCCUGCAACUCCAUUAUAUCCCAUCACCACUUGCAUACAUCUUUCAUACAGUUUGUUUCAAUGGAGAAAGUAUCCAUGGAGGUUGAUCUUGAUGACUGGGAGUUUCUCCCUGAUGAACAUCACAAAGGUGUCAUCUUCUCCUCCAAUGAAUUCAACUGUUUCUCUAAAGGACUUGUAGAUGUUAACUACUUCAUCAUCAGGCCUUCCCUUCCUUCUCUUUCCACAGAUGAAUGCAAACACAUACAAGCUCAGAGACAAGAACACCAACAAGAAGAAGAACAACAACAACAACAACAAGUCAUAGAGUUCAAAGACAUUGAAGUUGUUUCUCAGGAUGUUGUAUCUCAAGUCUUCUUCAAGAAGUGGAAGGAGGAUGAGUUUGUGGACAAGAAACUAGAUUUGGAGUUAGACUUAGAUUUGGACUCUCCCAAGUCCAUCACUAGAGGUUCCAUUAGUGCUCUGGGUUUUGAUGAAGAAGAGAAGUCUGAGGAGGAAGAAGAGGAGGAGGAAUUGGAUGAGAAGAUCAUAGAGAAGAAGCCUUGCUUUAAUGGGUUUGGAAUCACUGUUUGGAGGUGGAGUUUGUGCACCAUUGGAGUGGCAGCAGCCACUGUAUGUAUGCUUUUUUUGGGUGCCAAGCCAAGGCCAAAGCAACUUCACCAAAGUCAGAGACUUCAGUUUCAGAUGUAUUCUGAUGAACAGAGAAUAAAGCAAGUGGUGCAACAAGCUUCAAGGUUGAACCAACCACUGUCCACCAUGAGAGGAGGAGCUUCUUCUCCUUUGAUUGCAAGGUCUGCUCACAUAUCAUUUGGUGGAUACUAUGAUGCACUUUGAUGUAUUCAAUGAAUAUGUAUGUAUUUAUCUUUAGUAUAAGUGUGUAUACAAAGAUAUAAAGCAUAUAUAUAUGUAUAUGUUUGUGCUUAUUUUUAGAUAUCAUUAAUGUGAAAGAAUGAAAAAGGAAGGAAGGAUUAAAUAUAUAAUUUUCA
Molecule: messenger RNA, 1071 nt
Organism: Dioscorea cayenensis subsp. rotundata (Guinea yam)
Lineage: Eukaryota; Viridiplantae; Streptophyta; Magnoliopsida; Dioscoreales; Dioscoreaceae
Exons: 2
Coding region: 149-919 (256 amino acids)
Source: RefSeq, a predicted model, not a curated record